Messenger RNA from Aureobasidium pullulans EXF-150, 984 nucleotides. Its product is annotated as proliferating cell nuclear antigen. Gene Ontology annotation, biological process: mismatch repair; translesion synthesis; leading strand elongation. The transcript is spliced from 4 exons. NCBI's taxonomy places the organism in Eukaryota, Fungi, Ascomycota, Dothideomycetes, Dothideales, Saccotheciaceae. Gene Ontology annotation, molecular function: DNA binding; DNA polymerase processivity factor activity. The record is from RefSeq and is a predicted model, not a curated record. Gene Ontology annotation, cellular component: PCNA complex. The coding region runs from base 36 to 815 and encodes 259 amino acids.
CUCUUCAAUCACACCUCCGUUCACCACACAUCAACAUGCUUGAGGCACGUCUCGAACAAGCCAACCUUCUGAAGAAGGUCGUCGAAGCCAUCAAGGACCUUGUCCAAGACUGCAACUUUGAAUGUAACGACUCCGGUGUCGGCCUCCAGGCCAUGGACAAUUCUCACGUCGCCCUCGUCUCCAUGUUGCUCAAGGCCGACUCCUUCUCGCCCUUCAGAUGCGACCGUAACAUCGCCCUCGGCAUCAACCUCGUAUCUCUGCAGAAGGUUCUCCGCGCUGCUCAAGACAAGGAUAUCCUCACCCUCAAGGCCGAGGACUCUCCCGAUGUUGUCAACCUUGUCUUUGAGAGCUCCGACAGUGACAGAAUCAGCGAGUACGACAUCAAGUUGAUGGACAUUGACCAGGAGCACCUUGGUAUUCCCGACACCGACUACGCUGCUUCCAUCACUCUGCCUUCGGCUGAGCUCCAGCGCAUCUGCAGAGAUCUGUCUGCUCUCUCCGAGUCUGUCAACAUCGAAUGCACAAAAGAGGGUGUCAAGUUCGGCUGCACUGGUGACAUUGGUUCCGGAUCUGUCACUCUUCGCCAGCACACCAACGUUGAAAAGGAGGACCAGAACGUCGAUAUCCAGCUGUCAGAGCCCGUCUCGCUCACCUUCUCCUUGAAGUACCUGGUCAACUUCUGCAAGGCCAGCGGUCUCUCCAGCAGAGUCAAGCUCUGUCUGUCGACCGACGUGCCGCUCAUGGUCGAGUACUCGCUCGCCAACAACAGCUACCUUAGAUUCUACCUGGCCCCCAAGAUUGGCGACGAGGAGUAGACAUAUACAUGACAGAAAAGUAGGGCAAGACAUAGGCAUGACAUGGUGUUUUCGGCGUUUUAAUGAUUUGCUUCUGGGAAAGAAGCACGCUGUGGAUGAUCAUACAGCGAGGCUUAGAUCGGAUGAUCAAUGUUUUUAUACCAAUUCCAAUGAGUUAAUUUACCGCACA